AACUCACCAUGGCAGUGCUUACCCUGUCGACGUCUUUCCUGCAAACAUAAUACAUCUUGUGUUCGAAAUGUUUUAUGCUCAGUCAGCCCUCUCUGCGACGUCCCGCUGGUUAUUCAUUGAUGCCAGCGUAGCAGCUGCACCAACGGUUCGCCAUCAUGCCGAAUGAAGUACUCCAGUGCUCAUAUCCGGCAUACCAACCCACAGAACAGCUCUUGAAAUGUCUUCAAACGAUCAAAGAAUCGAAUUGCUUCCGUCCGAAGUGGUAGCGAAACUGAAGUCUUCCACGAUCAUCACGCAUCUGAAUGGCGUGGUUGUUGAACUAGUGAAAAAUGCAUUGGAUGCAAAUGCCCAUGUCGUCUAUGUCACGGUUGACUUCCAGCGGGGUGGCUGCGUGAUAGAUGAUGAUGGGUAUGGAAUUCUACCGGCUGAGUUUGAAUCCGACAGCGGCCUGGGGAAGCCGUAUCAUACUUCGAGGCUUCACUCGGGGCGGGAGGUGUAUGGGCAGCGAGGAUCUUUCUUGGCUUCAUUGGCCUCUCUCUCGUUACUGACCAUCACGUCUCAUCAUAUCCACCAUCCUAGCACUAACACACUAAUAUUUCACCACGCAACGCCGGUUGCUCGACUGGUUCCGGCUCCAGCCUCGCGAGGGCUGAGGUUUAACAGCCAUGGGACCAGCGUUACCGUCAAUGAUCUUUUCGGAAAUAUGCCUGUGCGCGUUAAAAACCGAGCACUAGCUCUCCAGAAGCCCGACGAAGUCGAUCGUCUGUGGGAUGAACUCAGACAGCUUUUAGUCUCUCUCAUGCUGGCAAACGAUAGUCUUACAAAGCUAGUAAUAUCUGAUGCCAGUCGAGAUAAAAAGCUCGUCAUACGUCCGCGCAAUCAGAGCCAAUCAGCAGAUGGUACGUUAGAUUUGCAGCGCAUAAGCUCCGUCCUUGCGCAAGCAGGUUUAGCCGAAUUUCAAAACACUCAAUGUUGGAACGCUGUCUCGGCUACUCUUCCCGACCUCUCGAUCCAUGCUGCCAUAUCCCUGAAGCCAAGCCCCGCAAAAAAGGUUCAGUUCAUCUCGAUAGGGAUGAAUCCAAUCUAUCCACGAAACAGUGCAAACCUGCUUUAUAGCGAGAUCAACAAUUUAUUCACUUUAUCGGAUUUUGGUGCUAUGGGAGGGCCACCGAUGCCCUUUCUGCACACGGAUCUAGCCGAACCUCUUGGUGAUCAUAGUGGUGCAAAAUCCAAUCCAAUGGCCAAAACUGUAAACAAGUGGCCGGUGUUCUAUAUACGCAUAAAAACCAAUGCCCGAGAAAUUAAUGAUGGCGAUCAUUUUCCCGAGUCAGACAAAUCCAUCCAACGCAUCAUGGACGUACUUGCAGCUAUGAUAAAUGAAUUUCUAAAACAGCACGGUCUCCGCCCACGCGCAGAAAAAAGGAAAAGGAAGACGAACCAGGCACAAUUGGCCGCCCAAGACACCGGCAACCCAACGGUGGCAACAGGCCAUUCAGACAACUUCAGUACCGAAGAAACGCUCAAUGGUCAUGUUAAGCUACCCAGCUUUCCUAUUCCCACAAGGCGCAGCGGCGAGGAGUUGGGGACUUGGUCUAAAUUCAAGAGUGCCAAAGACUCUCUUAGCGCACAUUCUGGAAAGUUUAUUCCAGAGAGUGGCCCCGGUCGCUCAUUGAAAGUGGACGAACAAACUACCAUUGAAGAGUCUCCAUUGGCUAUGUCUAUGGCCAUCGAACAAUCGAAGCCUGCAGAACCGCGGCAAGAUGGAAAUGACAACCCUUCAAGGAUAUUGUACGACAAAGAUGAGUCUACAGCGGAUCGAAUAGUGCCCUGGACUGAUCCCUAUACUGGACGAAGCCACUUGAUCAACUCGCGAACUGGCCAAUCAGUCAGCGGGGCUUCACACAUUGUUACCAAUCUGGCAGACCAAAGACCUCGAUCAACAGGGUUUCUCCAGACUGCGCGGACCUUGAGGCUUGGAGAUCGUCCAAGGUCAGCGGUGUCUGCUCAAAAUACAUGGGUUAGCAACCUUUUAAAUCAUUGGGAAAAUCCCACUUUUCGUCGCUCCGAGCAGCCCAUACAUGCAAUUGAUGCAGGCCACAACAGUGUGCCCGACACCAUAGAAACCAGGACCCGCGACGUAUCAGGUGAGCUGUGCGGCUUUGAAACCGCUAGAAUAUCGAAGUUUCGGGGCAAACUGCUCAAGCAAGACCUUGAAAAUACAGAAGUCAUUGCCCAGGUCGAACAAAAGUUUAUCUUGGUCAAACUAAAAACCACCCCUGUCCACGAAGCCAGCGAGGCCCUCGCAACUACAUUGGUUCUUAUCGAUCAGCAUGCGGCAGAUGAGCGCUGCCGUGUUGAGGCCCUCUUCGAGGAAUUGUUCGUACCUUCACCGGGUGAUUCCAGGCGUAUCCAAUCUGUCCCAUUGGAUCCAUUGGUUUUUGAGAUACCUUCUGUAGAACAGACCCUUUUUGGACGGCACCGGGACUUUUUUGGAUCCUGGGGUAUUGACUACACCGUUGAGCAGAAACCUGGGGAGAGAUCCGCCUUUAUCUUCGUGCACAGAGUUCCUUUGCUCAUCGCCGAACGAUGCCGGAUGGAGCCAAAUUUGGUAAUUGAACUGAUUCGCGGCGAGCUUUGGAGCCGCGAGGAAACGGGGAGGCGGCCGGAUCGCACAGACGAAGACCAGGGAUGGGUAGGCCGGCUCAAGGGAUGCCCACAGGGGCUGAUCGACCUGCUGAAUUCUCGCGCCUGUCGAACGGCGAUCAUGUUCAACGACGAGCUCACGGUCGAGGAAUGCCAGCAUCUAGUGAGCCGGUUGGCGCAAUGCGUGUUUCCAUUCCAGUGUGCACACGGACGACCAUCGAUGAUUCCCAUUGUUGAUGUGGUUGGUAAAUUGGAUGGUGAUGAGGAGCACGGAGAAGAUCCAAGUGAAGACGGAUUCAUGGGAGCGUUCCAAAAUUGGGAGCCUGGCUUCUAAACCAGCCUUCUCGGGAAAGGAGCAUACCAAACAGCCCUACGAAGUCGGGAAUAUCCAAG
This is a messenger RNA of Aspergillus steynii IBT 23096, 3036 nucleotides long. RefSeq names its product putative DNA mismatch repair protein (Mlh3). Gene Ontology annotation, cellular component: mismatch repair complex. NCBI's taxonomy places the organism in Eukaryota, Fungi, Ascomycota, Eurotiomycetes, Eurotiales, Aspergillaceae. Gene Ontology annotation, biological process: mismatch repair. Gene Ontology annotation, molecular function: ATP binding; ATP-dependent DNA damage sensor activity; ATP hydrolysis activity. The record is from RefSeq and is a predicted model, not a curated record. The transcript has 2 exons. Bases 218 to 2977 code for a protein of 919 amino acids.